AUGGCUGGGUAUUGGGCUGAAUCCCGAAUUCUCGGUGGCGUCGUUUUAUUCGACCGUCGCCAGCCAGUACCAGGCUCUAGCGUGGAUCAGGAUGCUAUAUACAUCCACCCUGACAGAGACGACGUAACUUAUAGAAUCUGUCGUUUGACAUCCGAGCAAAAGCUGCAGCUACUCAAGUUUCUCACUGCCGAUGAGCCAGGCCAGAAUCCUCUGCCGAUUCUGCCUAGCGAGAAGAACGAUUACCGCAUUGACCCGGAAGAGUCUCCUGAGGACACUGGGAUAUACAGGGAUAUAUGGGAUCGCUCAGAACUUCGUGAAGAUGCUUAUGACCGAAGGCUAAGGGACGUUUGGAAUAAAGUGGAUUAUCUCACUCACAGUGACAAAGGCAACGCUGGAGACCGAGCACUGGAGAGAAGAAAUAGGAUAUUCUACGCAUAUUCUGAUGACGAGGCCUGA
Fusarium musae is the source of this 456-nucleotide messenger RNA. RefSeq lists its product as uncharacterized. Bases 1 to 456 code for a protein of 151 amino acids. NCBI's taxonomy places the organism in Eukaryota, Fungi, Ascomycota, Sordariomycetes, Hypocreales, Nectriaceae. The record is from RefSeq and is a predicted model, not a curated record. The transcript has a single exon.